CCUGAUCCUAUUGUACUACUACUACCUUUCCUGUGAACUUGCCCGGCUGGGUUCUAUAUAAAGCGAGCAGCGCUGCAGCAGCCAAACUCACAAUAACCAAACAGCAAACAAAUUGGACUCCCUACUCCCCAAGCUGCUCGAAUCUGGCAAGGGAGCCAUGAAUCUGGCAACGGGCGCCAUGGACUCCCUACUCCCCAAGCUGCUCGAGCUCCUCAAAGGCGAGUACAAGCUCAAGAAGGACGUCAAGGAAGGCGUCAAGUCACUCGAGACGGAGAUGCAGAGGAUGCACACUGUCCUCCGCGAGGUGGCGGAGGUGCCGCGGGACCAACUCGACGAGCAGUUCAAGCUCUGGGCAGGGGAGGUGAGGGAGCUCUCCUUCAACAUAGAGGACGUUGUCGACAAGUUCCUGCUGCGUGUCGAUGACGGCUCUGAGACCGCCGGCAAUUCAAACAUGCUCAAACGGCUCACGGAGAAGAUGGUUGGCCUGUUUACCAAGGGGAUGGUUGGCCUGUUUACCAAGGUGAUGGCUCGCCAUGAGAUUGCCGGUGCGAUCAAGGAGAUCAAUAAGCAAGUCCAAGAGGUUGCUAACAGGCGUGCUAGGUACACUACCGACGGUAUUGUAGCUAAGUCUGCAGCUGCGACGUCCAUCGAUCCUCGCCUCCGAGCUCUGUACACGGAAGUGACAGAGCUAAUUGGCAUUGUUGGGAAAAGGGAUCAAGAGCUAAUGAAGUUGCUCUCAGAGGGAGACAACGUGUCCAAGAAAAAACUGAAGAUUAUCUCUGUUGUCGGAUUUGGAGGAUUGGGCAAGACCACUCUUGUCAAAACGGUGUAUGACAAGAUCAAAGGAGAUUUUAAGUAUAAGGCUUUUGUUCCCGUCGGUCAAAAUGCCACCGUGAAGAAGGUUUCAAGAGACAUCCUCCUUGAUAUUGGCAUGUAUCCAAGUCAGUUAACCAUGUUGGAUGAAAGACAGCUCAUCAACAAACUUCGGCAAAUACUCGAGAACAAGAGGUACCUCAUUGUAAUUGAUGAUAUAUGGGAUGAAAACCUAUGGGAAUAUAUCAAAUUGGCAUUCUCCGACAGUAAUGUUGGCAGUCGACUAAUCACGACAACUCGUAAAGUUAGCAUGUCUAAAUUAUGUUGCCCAUCUACUAAUGAUUCAAUUUAUCAAAUGGAACCUCUUAGUUUUGAUGAUUCAAAAAGACUCUUCUAUAAAAGGGUAUUUUCCGACGAGAGUGGAUGUCCUCGUGAAUUUGAAAAAGUGUCUAUAGAUAUAUUGAAGAAAUGUGGUGGAGUGCCAUUAGCGAUCAUCACUAUGGCUAGUCUUUUGGCUAUUGAUCAACGGGUAAAACCAGAGGAUGAAUGGAAUGUUUUGCUUCAGUCAAUUGGUCGUGGACUUACAGAAGUCCCCAGUGUAGAGGAAAUGCGGAGGAUAUUGUCAUUUAGCUAUUAUGAUCUACCCUCCCAUUCGAAGACAUGCUUAUUAUAUCUAAGCAUGUUUCCGGAACAACACGAGAUUAGAAGAGAUCGGUUGAUAUGGAUGUGGAUUUGUGAAAGUUUUAUCCAAUGUGAAAAAGCAAACACUAGUCUCUUUGAGACCGGAGAAAAAUACUUCAAUGAGCUAGUGAAUAGAAACUUGAUCCAGCCGGUAUAUGGUGACGAAGGCAUGGUAUAUGCUUGUCGAGUACACGUUAUGGUGCUCGAUCUAAUUUCGUCCUUGUCAAGCAAAGAGAACUUUGUUACCAUAUUAAAUGGUACUGGUGAUGGCAUGUCUUCUAAGAGCAACGUCCGCAGGUUGUCUAUCCAAAAUGCUAGUAAAGAAGAACAUCAUUCCAAAAAAAGAAAAAGGAGAGAAGAACAUCAUUCGAAAAAAGGAAAAAGAAAAGAAGAACAUCAAACCACACCUCUCAAAUCUGUGAGUAUGUUGCAAGUGAGGUCCAUUGCUUUAUUUGAACCUGCUAUUGGUCUAAUGCUGCCUUUCUCGAGAUUUGUUGUUUUACGUGUAUUGGAUUUGACUGGAUGUGAUCUUCGUGAUCAGAAUCAUCUUAACAUUCGAGAGUUGGGGGGUUUAUUUCACCUAAGGUAUCUAGGUUUAGGCCAAACAGGAAUUUCUGAGCUCCCGGAAGAACUUGGAAAGUUGAAGUUUUUGCUGGUGCUGGAUUUGAGUGGAGAUUUUAUUAAAGAACUGUCAACGGUUAUUAAGCUGAGAAGAUUGAUGUGCCUACUUGUUUACUUCAAAUACAAGAGGCUUCCAGAUGGGUUGGGAAACCUGACAUCAAUGGAAGUGCUGCGUACGAUCCGUGGCAAUUCUAUAAGCAUUGUGAAAGAGCUGGGCAACAUGGAAAGAUUAAGGGAGCUCGGAAUUUUGUUUGAUGAUUUGAGCUUGGAGAUGGAGGAAGCUUUUGUGGAGUCACUAGGGAAAAUGUCCAACAUCCAGAGUCUAUACAUUACCGUCCGGGAUGAUGAUUAUGUACCCAUGGAUGUCUUGGGGGGAAGUUGGGUGGCCCCUCAACGUCUCCGGGAAUUUCUCAUAGCGAGAUCUGCCAAAUUCUCUACACUGCCAACGUGGAUAAAGAGGGGUCCAUCGCAUCUGUUACAACUCUCCAUCUUAAGGAUCUUUGUCAGGGAUGUGCGGCAGGAGGAUCUGGAAAUCCUUGCAAGGUUACCAGCUCUUCGUUGUCUCAGCUUGCGAAUGGAGGAUCCGGAAAUCCAAAGGCAGCUAGUUGUCGGUGAUGAUGGGUUUCGUUGUCUGACAUCAUUCGAGCUGUUUACCGAGUUUCUGGGCCAUAUCGUGUUUCAACCAGGAGCUCUGCCCAAGGCUAAACAAGUGAGGUUCAGUAUCGGUCUGCGGGCCGCAAAAGAGCCAGCAGCUGGUAAUGGUGGUGAUUGUUUUGACCUGGGUCUGGGGAACCUGCGGUCCCUUCGGGAGGUUCUUGUUGCAGCCAUCCGUUGGGGAGAGGACACCGAGCAAGUGGAGGAUGCGCUGGAGGAUGCCCUGAUGCACGCAAUCUGGGCCCAUCCUAACUGUCCUAGCCAUCAACUGAUCACGGUCCCGGACAUGAAGCGGCUCAUGAUAAGCCUGCCGGCUGCUAUUCCAAACUAUGGACGUAUGUCUGAGCGCUGGAGCAUGGCGGGCGACCUCUUGAGCGACGAGUGAGCGCGCGGCAAAGAGUACCGUGCCAUUUUAUUUUCCUUAAUUAUUACUGAUUAUUUCUCAAAAAACAUGUGGUCAUUUUACAAGAAAAAAAAAGUUUACAUUUUUUGUGCUCUCAAGUAGUGUCUAGUGGUGUGUUGCCUCAUGAAAAAAAAAACAAAAAAAAAAUAUGGGCGUUAGGUUUUAUGGCAUUUACUAGUUCUAUAUAUUAUGCGUGCGUUGGUUUUCUUUUGGUUUUGGUGGGUGGAUUUUUCGGGAUGUGGGGAGUGGGGAACUCCGCCUAUGAUAUUUAUUUUAAGCAUAUGCUAAAUAUUAUUCAUAGCCGGUCCCAAGCCCGGAAAAAAGAGGAGGGUCCAACCCCAAAAAUUAUCCGUGACCCCAAAAAUUCAUGAUUUGGUUUUUGAGAAUUGUCCUUUUUCUCCUUUCUACUAUUUUUCUGUUAUAUGGGGUUUACAUUAUCCGUCACUAGUAAAAGAGCCCGUGCGUUGCAACGGUAACAUGCAUGUUAGCUCUAUAUCGAAAUGCAUUGUCUACUUUUUUUUUAUAGUUAUAAAACUUUUCUUCAUCUUAUAUACGCUCUUGCUAUAAGGAAAAAACUCAUCCAUCAUGUAUGAUGUUGCGAAACCCAACUAAUAGUAGUUAUUAAUUAUUAUAAUUAAUAAGAAAAAUACAUCUCUUUUAGGUAAAAAGGGCAGUUCUAGAUCAUCUCUUCUUCUUUUUUUUGCGAAAGAGUUCUAGAUCAUCUCAAUACGAUAUCUCUAAGUUUACAUAGAUAGAUGUCCAAUAAAUAGUUCACAUAUAUGGAUUAACCUCCGGUGCGUGCAAAAAUCUAUUGGAUCACAAAAUUGCAAAUUGACAUCAAGAUUAAUAUUGCAUCCAUGUUAAAAAGAAUAAGCUCACGUCCAUAUUGGAAAAUCAUACAGCUUCAUUUUUUUCAUGGGACAAACCUGACAAUGUAUGUAUACAGAUUAACAAAUAUAUAUUCUAUAUACUUUCAGUUCCAUGGUUCAAAACCUGAAGGCUCAAAUCAAAUCACACGAAGUGCUUUGCUCAACUUGUGCGGUCGUUUGCUCGCUCGAUUGCUGGGCCCUCCCGCAGAAGUGAUGCUCUCUCUCAUUAUAUCACACAAUUUUAUGCUUUUUACAACUAAUCAGCAACUACUGUACAAUUGCGGAUGACAAACUAUUGUAUGCCACUACUGCAGGAUGGUUCAAAUGCAACACUACGAUCAGAGACCCUUCGACGAAACUGUGU
Aegilops tauschii subsp. strangulata is the source of this 4405-nucleotide messenger RNA. Its product is annotated as disease resistance protein RGA5. NCBI's taxonomy places the organism in Eukaryota, Viridiplantae, Streptophyta, Magnoliopsida, Poales, Poaceae. The record is from RefSeq and is a predicted model, not a curated record. Gene Ontology annotation, biological process: defense response to other organism. Gene Ontology annotation, molecular function: ADP binding.